This is a messenger RNA of Laccaria bicolor S238N-H82, 1134 nucleotides long. RefSeq lists its product as uncharacterized. Bases 1 to 1134 code for a protein of 377 amino acids. NCBI's taxonomy places the organism in Eukaryota, Fungi, Basidiomycota, Agaricomycetes, Agaricales, Hydnangiaceae. The transcript has 3 exons. The record is from RefSeq and is a predicted model, not a curated record.
AUGUGCACGAGUAAGGUCCAGCACGUGAUGGGACGAAAGACCAGUUGCAACCGGUCUAAACCUGUCUUUUUCGGUUUUUAUAUAUUUACAAAAACAUGGCAACUGGCAACUGGACUGACCACAAAUGUGGGCAACUGCAACUGGAAAAAGACCGGACCGUGGUUCAGUCCAGUUCAGUCCUAUGUAUAUUUUCAGUCCUGUAGACUGGACCUGCGAACACUAGGUGGGGUGCAAAAGAACAAGGCAAAAGAUCGGCCUGUCCCCAAAGGGACCAACCGCCGUUCUUCCAAGGCCAAGGAGGUUCAAGCCUCUAUAUUUUCCAACGCAGUGUCUCUUGGCGGUCGUCCUGAUGUGGUUUAUUGGGGGAACGUGGCAGUCAUGGAAGGGGAAAACGACACCGGCCUCACCCCAGACAUAAUAUCACAGGUGAUCUGGAACACAUUUGAACUGAAUUUCCGUCAUGAGAUUCACCAGCUCGACUGCCAUCUCUUGCCUGCUGCAUGGGCUUCAGUUUCUGAAGCAGGCUUGCGGGACACUUCGAAACAGUUGAAAGCACGGUACAUGUCUGAAAGUAUCUCAGAGGCCAAGUUUCGGGAAUCGGAGCAAGCAGUGGUGGUGGUGUACUGCCAGACAUUUUUUGACAACUUCGGUCGUGCACCUUGCACCCUGCAUGAGAUUUCCCAAGAUAAGACAGACAACACUUGGUUUUUCCCUUUCUUCCCUCCCUAUCUUUGUCUCUCGUCUCAUGGCACUAUGUUCAAACGGAAAGCAGUAAAGUCUCGUGAAGAGCUUCCCAGAAAGUUAGUUGCAGCAGGCACGUUCCAAACACACAGAGUCUAUGGCACGGGAGAUGUGACAUCUGAACCCCAGGCCAAUGUUUACACUCCCCAGGGCCAUUUUGUCCAGCAUACAGAUUCCGUUCAUGAUGUUCAAACUGAUACCUUCAAAGCUUUGGCCACUGAUAUAAUUGGUGAAGCCGAUGAUACACGUUGCACGGGGAUGAACGUGAAAGUGCGAAACACGCAAACAAGGAUCAAGUGUGUUGGGGAAAACCCUAUACACCUAACACUCACACACACACACACACACACUAUCACAAUCUCGGUGCAAGAGUUUGAGGGCCUUUGGUAUUAA